AUGGAGGGCGACCCUCGCUUCCAGCAGCAGUUUGCUCGCGAUUUCCGGGUACGCCGUUCAUGCCUGUUGACCUGGCUGCAUUACCUACGGCGCCACCACCCGGGCUAUCGCGAUAUCGUCGUGAGCCGGGAUCGCCUGCAACGGCUUCCUCUUGACGGCAGCAUAGUUGAUUCCGUUGCCAGCCAAGUGGCUGACAUACCUGGCGGCGAGGUUACCGAUACCGAACUAAACGCCCUGCAGUCCCGAUUCCUUAAUCUUGCCCCUGACUCUGAGCGUAUGGCUGAUGUUGAGCAUAUGCCGCCUAGCGCGCAGGCUCAACACCGGAUGCCAUUGCCUUCGGUUCGCAGGACCCCCAUCGACGAAUUCAACCGUUCCCAGCCGCUGUUGACGCUCGCGUUCCCAACCCUCUACCCUGACGGCAAGGCCGACUUCGUGGAGCCUCGGUUACGGAGCAUCACGUACCAGGACUACCUUGGCCAUGCGAUGAGAUGGCAUGACGGACGUUUUGCCCGCCAUAAGACAUGGCCUUUCGUCGCCCUCAACACGCUUUUACGUGCGCAGGUCCGAAAACGAAGCGGCUAUUUCGUCAAGCAACGCGACGGCCGCCAUCAGGCCCUUACACGCGCUGACCUAGAGGAAGCAAUGGCUAAGCCUGACGAGCCGGAGGCUCAGGCCCUGAUCCAGUCGAUCACGCGCCAAGCCGCGGUAAUCAGGGGCACCCGGCCGUAUUGUGCAGCUGAUUACCACUGGGAGUCCCUGUACCGUCAUAUGCCUCGAUUUAACGAGUGGCAAGCAGCUCCUGAGGCGGCCCGGAUGGCCCUAACCAUUGUGCUGAAGCAGAAGUUUAACCUGACGGACUUUUGGGGUCGCUACGAGUGGCAGGGUAGGGGGUCCAGUCACCACCAUGGCCUGUAUUGGUUGAAUGGCCACCCAGACUUGGAUCCUGACGAUGAUCAGUCCCGGGAGCGAUUUGCCCGUAUCUGGGGAUAUCACGUAUCUGCUGUCAACCCAGAGCCUCAACGAAUACAGGCGCCCGGGGAAGGGAAUCCCCUGAUCAUCAAUCUAUUACAGCAGCCACUUACCGUUCAGUUUCUAUCCAUGGUAGUCAACCGCGUGCAACGCCACCGCUGCAACAACUACUGUAUGCAGCUCAAUAAGCAUACCAAGCGGGUAGAGUGCCGCUUUGGAUUUCCUCACGACCAGCGCCUACUAGCCUCCCUUGACAAGGCUCCUCACUCCAAGCACUGGAGCUUCAGGGGUGAGAGGAACGAUGGUCAGAUUAACCACUACAACCGCUUGCUCACCGUUUCAUGGCUAGCCAAUACAGAUGUUUCGCCCUGCACGAGCCUCCAGCAGGUGAUCGAUUACGCAGCCAAAUACUGCUCCAAGUCGGAAAAGAAGAGCGAGUCUUUUGCCCAGAUUGGGAAGGCGCUGAUGCCCCGGGUCAAGGACCACAACCCCCUGGUUUCCUUCACGUCAAAGCUCCUGAAUCAGCUAGUUGCUGAGCGGGAUUACUCGAAGCAGGAGGUUAGCCACUUACUCCUCGGCCUGCCGUUACAGGAGGGCUCACGAACCUGCCUGUACGUUGACUGCCGUCAUCCUGACAGGCAUUCCCGCUCCCUACGUAUUGACGGCGGUGAGGUUGACGAGGCCCCCAACGUCUACGAAAAGUUGAUCCAGAAGGACAACAGUGGCCAGAUUACUGCCGUGCUUUCUCCUAUUGUUGGCAGCACCACAGUCAUGGUGAUGACCAUUACGGCCGGCCAAAAGAGGCUCGAUUACAGCCUCAAGAGGAUCAAUACGAGGCUCUGCCUGUGGAGGAAGAAUUUGAUGACGAAGACUGGAUUCGCCUCGCCGCUCUUUUACCUGACAACCCCCUUACCCAGGAAGGUCUCGACCUACUUGGCCGCCGCGAUAUCGACGUCAAUUACGACUGGACACGGCAUGCGCAAAAUCCUGCUCAAAUCCUUCUUCACGUUGAUGGUGGUGGUGGUACAGCCGCCCUACCGAAUCCUAGUCCUAUUUGCCGUGUUGCGCCAACAGGCGUUGCGAGCCUUUCCACAGCGUAACCUCGAGUUCUUUGGUGGGGUGAGCGUCUUGCUUGUGGGCGAUUUCUUCCAGUUGCCACCAGUCCGGCAGAAGCCCCUGUAUUCGACUAGCACCGGCCUGUCUUCGUUGGAAAGGAGAGGGCAGGUGGCCUACCGGUUAUUUGACCGCACCGUCUUCCUGACCACGGCACAGCGCCAGGCUGGUGAUGAUCAGGCCCAGUUCCGUCAGGCGUUGCAGGAACUGCGUGAAGUCAAGUUAUCCAUACCGUCCUGGAACCUCCUUAGCAAUCGGGUACAGGCCAAACUAACGCAGAGCGAGGUUGACAGCUUCGGGGCCGCUUUGCGGGUGUAUUCUACAAAGGCCAGGGUGGAGGCAAAAAAUCAGGGCAAAGGCGCGGGGCAGGCACCAAGCGACAAUGCUGGCAAUCUAUCUAACAAGUUCCCUGUUGCUAAGGGCGCCAGGGUAAUGCUCACAACUAACCUAUGGCAGCCAGCUGGCCUAGUUAACGGCGCCCAGGAUCCCCCAGCCGUUAUUAUGGUGGACUUUGAUGGCUACGACGGACCGCCAUAUCUAACAACUAACGAAGGCAGGAAAAUCUCACCCAUCCUGCCAAGCCUAACGAAGGAUCAAAUAGUUACUGACCUCGCUACACGCGACUUCCAGGCCGGUAUUAGCUAUGUUGCUGUGUCACGGGUUACGUCGCUGCAAGGCUUACUCCUUGAGGCGCCUUUCGAUCGCCAGAGCCUCUAUAAGUACACGCCGACAGAAGGGAUGAAGAUGCGCCUCGCUGACCAACAACGGCGUCAGACUCAACAGCUGACCAAUCCACCGUAUACACCACUCUACCUUGACUAA
Hirsutella rhossiliensis is the source of this 2904-nucleotide messenger RNA. RefSeq names its product ATP-dependent DNA helicase PIF1. NCBI's taxonomy places the organism in Eukaryota, Fungi, Ascomycota, Sordariomycetes, Hypocreales, Ophiocordycipitaceae. The transcript is spliced from 13 exons. The record is from RefSeq and is a predicted model, not a curated record. The coding region runs from base 1 to 2904 and encodes 967 amino acids.